CAGCAGCAUCUCAGCCGAGCAGCAGUGCAAAAAUGCACUGAAAUACGCAUCUUAGGACAUUUCUACCCUCUUUCGGUUUGCCAUGAGGGCGUGUGAUGGGAAUACCGGGGAUGUUCGCACCGGAUUACGUCCCUUUAUUUUGAGCGAAAUGCGGAUUGUUUUGCGCUCGAGGUGUUAACGCAGACAAAAAGAAAAUAUACAAAAAUGAAGAAGCAAUUCAAUCGGAUGCGACAGCUCGCCAACCAGACUGUUGGCAGGGCAGAAAAAACAGAGGUACUGAGUGAAGACCUGCUGCAGGUGGAGAAGCGUUUAGACCUGGUGAAGCAGGUCUCUCAUAGCACACAUAAGAAGCUGACUGCCUGUCUGCAGGGACAACAAGGCACUGAUUUAGACAAGAGAUCAGUUAAAUCUCCCUUGAAAAAGUUGCCCCUGACGAUACUUGCUCAAUGUAUGGUGGAGGGAGCAGCUGUGUUAGGAGACGACUCUCUUCUUGGCAAGAUGCUGAAGCUCUGUGGUGAGUCAGAAGAGAAGUUGGCCCAAGAGCUGCUCGUCUUUGAGUUUCAGAUUGAAAGAGAUGUUGUGGAGCCUCUGUAUGUGCUGGCUGAGGUGGAAAUUCCGAACAUUCAGAAACAGCGAAAACAUUUAGCCAAACUCGUCCUGGACAUGGAUUCUGCAAGGACACGGUGGCAACAGUCAUCCAAGUCUUCAAGUCACCCUAGUAAUGUGCAGCAGGGCGGAGCCAAGGGUGAUUCCCUGAGAGAGGAAAUGGAGGAGACGGCCAAUCGGAUGGAGAUCUGCAGGGACCAGUUAUCAGCGGACAUGUACAAUUUUAUGGCCAAAGAAAUAGACUAUGCAAACUACUUUCAAACGCUCAUAGAGGUUCAGGCGGAGUAUCACAGGAAGUCUUUGGAGAUUCUGCAGAGUGUGCUGCCACAGAUCAAAGCUCACCAGGAGGCCUGGAUAGAGAAGCCAUCGUAUGGAAAGGCCUUAGAGGAACAUCUAGCCAUCAGUGGCAGGGAGAUUGCGUUUCCUAUCGAGGCGUGCGUCACCAUGCUGCUCGAAUGUGGCAUGCAGGAAGAGGGUUUAUUUCGGGUAGCUCCGUCAGCCUCCAAGCUGAAGAAACUUAAAGCAUCUCUGGACUGCGGGGUUCUGGAUGUGCAGGAGUACUCGGCCGACCCACAUGCCAUCGCAGGAGCUUUGAAGUCUUAUCUUCGUGAACUUCCCGAACCUCUAAUGACCUUUGAACUCUAUGAUGAAUGGAUUCAAGCCUCAAACAUUCAAGAUAUGGAUAAAAGGCUCCAAGCCCUUUUGUGUACAUUUGAGAAACUACCAGCAGACAAUCUGAACAACUUCAGAUAUUUAAUCAAGUUCUUAGCCAAACUCACAGAGCAUCAAGAUGCUAAUAAAAUGACGCCAGGUAAUAUUGCAAUAGUUCUCGGACCCAACCUGCUGUGGACACAUUCAGAUGGGAACAUGACAGAAAUGAUGACCACCAUGUCGCUGCAAAUCGUUGGCAUCAUUGAGCCGAUCAUCCAGCAUGCUGACUGGUUCUUCCCUGGAGAUAUUGAGUUCAACCUGACAGGCAGCUAUGGCAGCCCAGUUCACACCAACCACAACUCCAACUACAGCUCCAUGCCCUCGCCCGAUAUGGACCAAUCAGAGCGCAAGCAGCAGCAUGACCAGAGCCGACGCCCACUCAGUGUUGCUACUGACAACAUGAUGCUGGAAUUCUACAAGAAGGAUGGCAUUAGGAAAAUUCAAAGUGUGGGUGUCAGAGUCAUGGACACGUCGUGGGUGAAGGGCAAAAGUUCCUCUACACUGGCCCGCAAAGCUUCAUCCACGCCUCCACAAGUGCCCGGCUCUCCUGCGGACACCCUGAUCACUGAGCAGCCCGGUGAGCUGGCCACAUCUCCAAUCCCCACUCCCCCUCCUGGAGACAGGGGCAGCACUCUGAAGAGCAAGGAGCUCUCUCCUGUGAUUGGCCACAAGUCUGUGCAGGUGUCAGGAGCAACAGUGCCCCCUGUCAGCGGUCAGCAGAGCAACAGCCAGUCUCCUCACUCUGCCGAGCACAGCCCCCACACCUUACACAAAGCCUCUAAGAAACUGGCCCCUGUGCCGCCCAAGGUUCCCUACGGCCAGUCGGGGGGGAUAUCAGACCAAUCCACAGGUCAGCCGUCUCCGGUUAGCCUGUCCCCCACUCCCCCAAGUACCCCCUCCCCAUACAGUUUGGGCUGUCCCCCUGGACACGCGCCCACCUCUUCCCCUGGCCAGACCCCAUUAGGGGGACCCCAUACGUUGUCCUCGCCGCCCUCUCUGACUGGUACGCUUACAAAGUCCCGACCCACCCCAAAGCCCAGGCAGAGACCCAGUCUACCCCCUCCCCAGCCACCCACCGUCCCCUCUACAGCCCCCCAGCCCCUGGAGCAGGGUCUACUUGACGGAUUGUCCCCCGGGGAGAGCAUGUCCACAGCAGAUUUCUUCAGUUUGGAAAUUCCCUCCAUCAACGUCAAUCUGGACAGCCUGUUGGACGAGUUCAGGGUGGUCCCAUGCCGGAGCUCCUUUGCUGCGGUCAGCUCUCCAGAGGGGGAGUCCGUGUCCGAGGAGGAGGGCCAAAGCACCACGCUAUGACCCCUGAGCCCACCCAGCAGCAUGCCAGCUUCACAUAGAACCCAUCCACUCCUGCUGAGGCCCAACUGGAACCUCACCUUGACCAAACCCAGAGUCACGGAUACUACAUGAGAGACUCGAUAAGAUGCCAACCACACAACAGGUGCCACAAAAAAAAAUAAAUAAUUGGAUUUCGUUCAAAUUGGCACCGGAGGAACCUGGAGUUUUGUGUUACGAUUCCUGUUUCUCUCUGAACGAUUCUGUCUGUUUCUUUUUUGUUGUCAUGUUGUUGGUUUUGUUUGAUUGGGAUGUUUUUAUUUCUGCCUUAUUAGAGCUGCAAUUACAAUACAAUGCACAUAGGGAGCCGUCUGCUGACUCUAAAGGAACCUCAUACACUUUGUCUUGCUGGAGGCUUUGAACUGAGACGCACCCUCAUGGUAUGAGAGUAGGCCGUCUUUUGUUUGUUACAGGGUCCAUGCCAUGCUCUUUAUAGAUGACUUGGUGGCAUAUAGCAUGACUAAUUUUGCAAUGCUUCUUUCUUCUUUCUUUCUUUCUCAAUCUCUCUAACCUACACUAAUCACUGCUUUAGCAAUCCAAUCCAGUUGACCUUUCGCUAAGUCCCGCCUUUAAAGUGCUCCUGACCAAUCCGGCCUGUUGCCGCCUGUUAUAUUAUCAGACAAGUGCUUAUUUCUAAUGUGAAUUUCUAGUGUUUUUAAAUAAUUUCGCAAAAUUACAUUUAAAACUAUCUGAGAAUAAAUUAAAGUAGAGCACAGCGCUAGCAAUGCAAAGGUCAUGGGUUUGAGUCCCAGGGAGAGCAAU
Sinocyclocheilus anshuiensis is the source of this 3426-nucleotide messenger RNA. Its product is annotated as rho GTPase-activating protein 44-like. Gene Ontology annotation, molecular function: GTPase activator activity; protein binding. The record is from RefSeq and is a predicted model, not a curated record. Lineage: Eukaryota; Metazoa; Chordata; Actinopteri; Cypriniformes; Cyprinidae. The coding region runs from base 205 to 2628 and encodes 807 amino acids. Gene Ontology annotation, biological process: negative regulation of Rac protein signal transduction; regulation of dendritic spine morphogenesis; neurotransmitter receptor transport, endosome to postsynaptic membrane. Gene Ontology annotation, cellular component: postsynaptic density; cytoplasm; dendritic spine. The transcript is spliced from 21 exons.